AUAAGGGACGAGAAUUCGCACCAUCUUUAUUUACUACAGUGCGUGCGACAUGGCAGUACUCUGUCUCCAGCUUUCUUUGGCAAUUUGUGUUUUUACUACAGCUGUUGGUGGAUAUAAAAGUAAGAAUGAACAAUAUUUUAACGUUGGUAGGGAAAUUGGCGAUUCGAAGUCAUACGAUUUCUUACGAGAUGAACGCUCCAGAUACGGGUUCCAUGACGAAUAUGAAAGUAUAAUAGCCGAGGCUAAAAGGUCCAGGUAUGCGUUCGCUGCUGAAGAAGAAGCUCUCAAAGCUGCGGAUGAAGAUGAAUUUGAAGAGCUAGGUUGUAGCCACAACCCGUGCAGGUACGGGGGAACAUGUGUCGUCACUUCCUGUGGCAGUUAUAAGUGCAAAUGUCGGCCGGGUUUCUCAGGAAAACAUUGUGACUGCGUUGUGAAAGAGUGUGAUUAUGACAAAAACCCGUGUCGACACAAUGCAACAUGUAUUGACAUGGGUAAAGACUACAUCUGCAAAUGUCCUACGGGUGUUAAAGGAAGAAAUUGUGAAACUGACAUCAAUGAAUGUAAUACCGUGACGUGUUCCAACGGAGCUACUUGUAUCAACACUGUUGGCAGUUACAUGUGCAAAUGCAGACCUGGAUUUGAAGGAAAGAAAUGCUGCUCAGAUGUUAACGAAUGUGAAUCGUCAAACGGCGGUCCCUGUGAAAAUGGAGGAACUUGUGAGAAUACAUAUGGCAGCUUUUGGUGCGCAUGUCCCAAAGGGUUUAUUGGGAAACGUUGCGAACGCGAUCGUGAUGAAUGUGUGAAUGGGCCGUGCGAGAACGGAGGAAAGUGUAUCAAUAAAAGGGGAGGCUACGACUGCUCUUGUCCAGAUACCUAUCAGGGAGAGCAUUGCGAGCAAGAUGUAGACGAAUGUCUCGCAAACAACCCAUGCAAGAAUGGAGCAAAAUGUACCAAUUUACAAGGAGACUUCAAGUGUGAUUGUCCAAAGGGAUGGAAAGGGAAAAAAUGCGACCAAGAUGUCAACGAGUGUACUUCCUCUCCAUGUAAAAAUGGCGGCACAUGCGUCAACUUACACGGCGGCUUCGAAUGUCUUUGUACACAGCAACAUUCUGGUGUUCUCUGUGAUCAAGCAUGCAAUGCAGCCCUCGGAAUGGAGAGUGGCGCCAUAUUGGAUGCACAGAUCACUGCUUCUUCGCAAUAUGAUGGAAAUCAUGCCGCUAAGCAAGGAAGGUUGAACUUUAAGGCGGUUCCAGGUAAAGCAGGAAGCUGGUCAGCUCGUACAAAUGAUGGCAACCAAUGGCUUCAGAUAAAACUUCCUAGCAACACAAAAAUAUCACGUUUUUCGACGCAAGGAAGGAAUGCGUACAAUCAGUGGGUUAAAAAGUACCAGCUGUUGUACAGUGAAGAUGGACUUCACUUCCGUUAUUUUCACGAGCAAGGACAGAGCUCGCCUAAGGAAUUUCAAGGCAACAGUGACAGUAAUACUAUUGUGUAUCACGCGUUGAAUCCGGCUAUUGAAGCUCGCUUUGUUAGGCUUCGUCCUACAGCCUGGCACAACCACAUAUCCAUGCGAAUGGAGCUGUACGGAUGCGAAGUAUGUGUUCAAGCGCUUGGAAUGGAGAACGGGGAUAUCGUAGAUGCACAUAUCACCGCUUCCUCAGAAUAUGAUGGAAAUCAUGCCGCUAAGCAGGGAAGGUUGAACUUCCAAGCGGUUCCAGGUAAAGCAGGAAGCUGGUCAGCUCGCAGAAAUGAUGGCAGCCAGUGGAUUCAAGUAAAACUUCCCGGCUAUACAAAGAUAACCCGGUUUGCGACACAAGGAAGAAAUGCUUUCAACCAAUGGGUUACGAAAUACAAGUUACAGUACAGCGAGGACGGUGUGACUUUUCAUUAUUACCAUGAGCCAGGCCAGAGUUCACCUAAGACAUUUGAUGGAAACACGGACAGUAACACCAUUGUGACCCAUGAAUUGCUUCCCCCCAUCCAAGCACGCUACAUCAGGCUUCGUCCUACCGCUUGGGUCAAUCAUAUAUCAAUGAGGAUGGAAGUCUAUGGUUGUCCAGCCUGCGCUAAACCACUUGGUAUGGAGAGCGGCGGCAUAGUGGAUGCUCAGAUCACUGCCUCUUCAGAAUGGGAUGGAAAUCAUGCUGCUAAACAGGGACGGUUGAACUUCCAAGCGGUUCCAGGUAAAGCAGGAAGCUGGUCAGCUCGCAGAAAUGAUGUCAGUCAAUGGAUACAAGUAAAACUCCCCGGCUACACAAAGAUAACUCAGUUUGCCACACAAGGAAGAAAUGCAUUCAAUCAGUGGGUAACGAAAUACAAGUUGCAGUACAGCGAGGACGGUGUGACUUUUCGUUAUUAUCACGAACCCGGCCAGAGUUCACCUAAGGAAUUUGAUGGUAAUACAGACAGUGACACAAUUGUGACCCAUGAGUUGUUUCCUCCUGUGCAAGCACACUACAUAAGACUUCGUCCUUCUGCGUGGGUUAAUCAUAUAUCAAUGAGAAUGGAACUUUACGGAUGUCGAGCUUGCUUUCAAGCACUUGGAAUGGAAAAUGGUGACAUCUUAGAUGCUCAGAUCACUGCUUCCACAGAGUAUGAUGGAAAUCAUGCCGCAAAGCAGGGAAGGUUGAACUUUCAAGCGGUUCCAGGUAAAGCAGGAAGCUGGUCAGCUCGCAGAAAUGAUAUCAAUCAAUGGAUACAAGUGAAACUUCACGACUACACAAAGAUAACAUGGUUUGCGACGCAAGGUAGAAAUGCUUUCAACCAGUGGGUAACGAAGUACAAGUUACAGUACAGCGAGGACGAUGUGACUUAUCAUUAUUACCAUGAACCAGGCCAGAAUUCACCUAAGGAAUUUAGUGGUAAUACAGACAGUGACACGAUUGUAGUCCAUGAAUUGAUUCCUCCCGUCCAAGCACAGUACAUUAGACUGAGCCCUUCAGCUUGGCAUAAUCAUAUAUCAAUGAGAAUGGAAGUCUACGGAUGCCCAGCUUGCUCUGCACCCCUUGGAAUGGAGACCGGACUCAUAAAAGAUGCCCAAAUCACAGCCUCUUCAGAAUGGGAUCCAAACCAUGCUGCACUCCAGGGACGAUUGAACUUCUUGGCGGUACCAGGGAAGGCAGGAAGCUGGUCAGCUAAAUAUAAUAACCAGGGUCAAUGGAUUCAAAUCGAUCUUCUUGCUUACACCAAAGUCACGCGGGUAGCAACUCAGGGAAGAAAUGCUUUUGCUCAGUGGGUAACAAAGUAUGGGCUGCAGUACAGCGAAGAUGGACUGCACUUUAUUCAUUACCAUGAAUCAGGGCAGAGUUCACCUAAGAGUGACAGUUGUCACUACCUUGUUCCGCAAUCACAAAGUUCACGGCAUAUAACAUUGUUUUGGAACCCUUGA
Stylophora pistillata is the source of this 3388-nucleotide messenger RNA. RefSeq lists its product as uncharacterized. Gene Ontology annotation, molecular function: calcium ion binding. Lineage: Eukaryota; Metazoa; Cnidaria; Anthozoa; Scleractinia; Pocilloporidae. The record is from RefSeq and is a predicted model, not a curated record.